GUUUCUGAUUACCCUUGAAAGCAGCAGAUCCUUCGCAAAGCUAGUAGGCAGGGCGACACCUUCAUCCUAAGGACAGUGUGUUGUUUUAGGGUGUUCAUUGACGGGUUGCUUCUCUUUGCUGCACAAAAUGCUCAACUCACAGAGAUCCCUGUCUGAACUGCCCAAGAUGUCCGCUGCCAGUCAAGUGGAGAGAGCUGUGUUGGAGGAGGAAUUCAACUGGCUGCUCAAGGAAGAAGUGCAUUCUGUCCUAAAGCAACUCCAGGAUGUCCUCAAGGAGGCUUCUAGACGUUUCUCCAUGCCGACACCGGGUCUGGAAAGUCAGCUCAAACAGGAAAACUUCAUCCUGGGAAGCUCAACCAUGGAUCAGGUGAAGGGGGUGCUGACUCUGCAGGGAGAGGCUCUGACUCAGGCCGACAUAAACCUAAAGGUUGCCAAGAGCAGCCAAGCGCUGCACUUUCAGUUCAGAGAGGACAAGCAGUGGAAACUGCAGCAGAUCCAGGAUGCCAGGAACCAUGUAAACCAGGCUCUCCAGCUGCUGAGCAGCCAUGAUGAGAGCUACCACUUCAAGACAGGCGCUGAAGUUAAUAAGCUCAUGGAUGCAGUGAUGCUCCAGCUGACACGAGCUCGAAAUCGCCUCACCACGCCGGCCUCCAUGACGCUGCCUGAACUGGCCACCAGUGGUCUGAUGAAAAUGUUCACUCCUCCUAUGCCCGGGGAUGUGAUGGUGAACUUCUACAUCAACUUAAGCAAACUGUGUCUGACUGUGUACCAGCUGCAUGUGCUGCCUCCCAACACCACCAAGAAUUUCAAGCCAGCUGGGAGCUCAGUGUUGCACAACCCUGGAGCAAUGUUCGAGCUCAACAACAACCGCUUUGAAGUGAGCCACGUUCACAAGGUGGAGUGUGUGGUGCCUUGGCUGAAUGACACGCUGGUAUUCUUCACCAUCUCGCUGCAGCUCUGUCAGCAGCUCAAGGACAAGAUUUCAGUCUUCUCCAGUUUCUGGAACUACAGACCUUUUUAAUCCACCACCCGUCUAUCCUCCAGACGCUGGUCGGACACAAACUAACCAAGUCUAAGGGACAUCCUGGGAAGGUUUUUAUUUUUUGUUUAUAAAUUUAUCAUCCAGUCAUUCAGUUUCAAGUGUUGCAUGAUUAGCCGAAGGAGCCAAUCAAAAAAAACAAAAAACCCCAACAGAUACAAACGUUUGCCAUUCCCAGUUGUGUUAGCUUAGCCGGGUGACACAUGUAUUGCAAUUCCCAGCACUGACUUGAACUUCUCAAUGAAUGAAUGUGAUUGUUGCUGAUUUAUCUUUAGAAUUUAUUUUUUUGUUACACUAAAGCAAUUUAGUACUUAUUGAGUAUUUAUCCCAAAGGCACUCAGGGUUGGAAAGCAGCGUUGCAAAAAGGUCGCAGGGGGGGGUGUUUGUUUCUUCUGAAAUACUUCAAGUUCUUUCACAGCACUUUUUUUUUGCAUUCCCUUACAAUAUAAUCCUACUGUUUUCACUCACAGUUUUCAAAAAGGCACCUCAUUUACAAAGUCAGUCAUGGUUAGCCCUACUUAGCGGUGUACAGUGCCCUGUUUGGGAGCUUGGGGGACAUUAGAAGGCACUUUAUCACGUUGUCUUGCCUAUCGGGCCACCGAAAGGAAACUUAAUCAUGUUUUAUCUAGCACAGAGGCAUCCAAGAGGGCACGCUUUUGAGUCCGCUAGGGCAAAUUUCUAAUACAAACUGGAGGCGUGGGGGGUAAAAGAAGGAACGUCUAACAAAGACAUCUCAGAGUUGCAUUAUGGGAUUUGUAAGAGAAGAAGUGUUUUUGAAACUUGACCUAUGUUAGACACUAAAAGUCAGGAUAGCUUAGCCUUUAUUGCACAGAUUUUGACCAUUCCACUUAUUUAUUUACCUGUGUGUUUAAAUCUCUGUCUUUACAGUACACCCAUCUGCACUAAUCAAGAUGUCCAGAAUACUGUAUCUUCCCCUGGAAGAGAAACCCACUUAUUCUGAGGGUUCGGGUAGUUCGGUAAUUCAGUAAUUAUUCUUAUGAGGUCUGUAGCUCAAGUUUAGAGUGCUAGGUGUUAUGCAGACAAAGAAAAGUUUUGUAAGGUUAAAGACGAUAGGAGGUCCUGUGAGCUGUGAGAGGAUGCAGUAGCAUUAUAUAAACAUUUCCCACCGUGACCUUUUACGGGAUGCAAACAUGUUUCCUCAUUCACUGACAGUACAGUAUCUCCUGUGACCCAGUGCCAAUGUCUGCCCUUCCUCACUCUGACACUUGGUCCCCUCCCCCCACCCACUAAAUCAGGGGGUGUUUGUGAAUCCUAGCUCUUUAUGUGUCUGGUGGCAGCUAAUGUAGCCAGUGGGUUACAGAGAUUUGAUAAGGUUUGUUUCAAAAGUGUUUGUUUCAUUGUCAAACUACUCUUUGUUUGCUGAAUCAAGUGACAUCACACGUGGACAUGCUUUACACAGCGCCCUCUGGAGGCACUAAAGGCUUUACACUACUUCUUUUACAUAUCCAGACACUUAGAAACACACUUUGACGCAGAAAAAGAGCAAAACACUGUUUGAGGGAAUAACCCAUAACAGAGCAGGAAAAAAGAGCAAAGCUGAUCACACGGGGGACGUCAAAUAAAUCCCAUAAUAAAUCACGUGGGAUGAACGGUAGAGAUGUGAAUGAUGUGAACAACCUGUGAGCAUUCAUGUUGUCCAGAUGGUGUUUAAUUGCAAUGAAUUACAGUUUGUUUGGUCUUUAGGCACUUCUGUAUUAUUAUGUACCAAGUCUGAUUUAACUGAGCUUUCAGAAAAGUCUGAGUUGCCAAGCCGUAAUUACAACUUGGGUGUUGACGUGAAUGGAAUUAGCUUUGAUAUGACUUUGAUGUGGCAUUAGGGCAGACAUUGGGUUUGGGCCGGUACUUUAUAUUUUUCAUACUUUUAUUUGAUCUGUUUUUGUUUGUUUUUACUUUUUUGUUCAUUGUCGCAUUUGAUUUAAAUGACACACACACAUAUGUCUAAAUAAUAAGCUACUUGUCAUGUUUUGAUGUAAUCUUCUGUCUGCUCUGUGUUUGUAUUUAUUUGACAUGUUUUGCAUGUUUGUCGUUGAUUCCCUGUGAACCAAACACUAAACCAAUCAAGAACAAAUGACUUCUUUCAGUAAAGUGUUAAUCCAUUCUGAAAAGCUGCCUAUCAUAUAAAAUGUGGAAAUUAUUUAUCUGAUAUCCGUGCAAUAAAUAUAUUGUAAACAGUGA
This is a messenger RNA of Scatophagus argus, 3235 nucleotides long. It is a transcript of the gene rogdi, whose product is annotated as rogdi atypical leucine zipper. The transcript is spliced from 11 exons. The coding region runs from base 128 to 1021 and encodes 297 amino acids. Lineage: Eukaryota; Metazoa; Chordata; Actinopteri; Scatophagidae. Gene Ontology annotation, cellular component: RAVE complex. The record is from RefSeq and is a predicted model, not a curated record.